UGCACUCCUGUCACAGCAUGCAGCUCCUGGUGGUGUUAGCAGCUCUCAUGGGGGUUGUGUUCAGCGUUAGAGCAGCUGCCGUGCUUCCUGUGGAGGAUAGGAGCCCCAUCCAUGUGAACAGGGAGCUGAGCAAAGAACGCAAGGAGCUGAUCCUAAAGCUGGUGUCUGGCUUGUUGGAUGGAGCUCUGGACACAAACAUGCUGCCGGGAGAAGCGACACCUGUGGAGCUCGAGGAGCCGCUGGAGUCUCGUCUGGAGGAGAGAGCUGUGUAUAACAGGCUAUCGCUUCCCCAGCGCGACCGCAAAGCUCCCUGUAAAAACUUCUUCUGGAAAACUUUCACCUCCUGCUAACAGUGCACAAAAAAAACCCCCCACUCGGCUCCGCCUGCCUCCGGUACUCCUUCCGUUCCAGCUCUACAUAAACUGUGGUAGACCUCAGCUGUACAUAUCAUCUACACCUGUCAGACAUGCAACAUCGAUGGACUUCACUGAGACAGUGUGUCUGUUUGAAUAUUAAUUAUUUAUGUAUCUAUUUAUGUAUACAAUGUAUGUAACAGUUUCUUUCAGGGUCAACAAUAAAGCAUGGAUAUAAUAUUUAAAAUGGUGAUAACAGUUAAUUACUUUUUGUUUUUUGAAGGUCAAAUUUUCCUCCUCCUGCUUCUGUAAUAUAAAUGCAAAGGCAGAUUUCUUAGAAGUAUUGUAGCUGCAUUUUUUAUUGGGGCUAUUUUACUACACUAAAAUAAUCGAGAUAUUUCAGGG
Oreochromis aureus is the source of this 758-nucleotide messenger RNA. RefSeq names its product cortistatin (gene cort). The transcript has 2 exons. Gene Ontology annotation, biological process: regulation of cell migration. The coding region runs from base 18 to 350 and encodes 110 amino acids. Gene Ontology annotation, cellular component: extracellular region. The record is from RefSeq and is a predicted model, not a curated record. Gene Ontology annotation, molecular function: hormone activity. NCBI's taxonomy places the organism in Eukaryota, Metazoa, Chordata, Actinopteri, Cichliformes, Cichlidae.